This is a messenger RNA of Pieris macdunnoughi, 903 nucleotides long. The record is from the annotation of a GenBank genome assembly. Lineage: Eukaryota; Metazoa; Arthropoda; Insecta; Lepidoptera; Pieridae.
AUGUCCUUAGCAGAAGGUGCCUCUGACUCAGAACACAGACAGGAAGACGAGAAAAUCGAGCAGAAAAAUUCAGACAAGGGUCGCGGAUCGAUGUCAGACCAAUACAUGUGGAAGGAACAGAUACACACGCUGAUGAAGGGAGAAAGUGAGUCCGAUAUUUCGGAUACCGAACACUUUCUCACCAAAGGCGCCUUCUUGCUAACACCCUCCCAUGGUCUCAGUAUGGAGAAGGCGUCAGCCAUUUGCGAGAAGAUGGAGUUUAAAGGAUGCUUCUCCCUAACAAAGACCGCUACGGGGAUUUUGUUCAAGUUCUCGAGCGUCGAUGAUUAUCAGAUGGUCUUCAAGAAGGGAUUCCAUAAGGUUACGGGGUCAAGGUUUUAUCGAAAGAUCGCAGUACCAUGUCGUCCUCAAAAGACGUUUACCAUCUAUGUGUAUGACAUUCCUGACGACAUCCCGGAGGAAGAUGUGAGGCACGCCCUUUACAAGUUCACCUCUGUAGUGGAGGUUGUGCGAUUGCAUUACGCAGGAUCGCCGAGGGAAGGAAAUACUGGCACUUCCACACCGAAACCCGAUAAAUCAUCACCUCGAUCCAUCACCACCAUAGACGGUGAAAUGGUCAGCAGCAUGGUACCCAAGGAAGCCUCUAGCGUAGUUCGCAUCACCCUGGCGAAUAUAGAGGAAGCUAACAUCCUCCUACAGAAUGGUUUGGACUUUUACGGAGCCACUUACUUCCCGACCGAGCUUGGCACUUCUGCGCAGGCUGCUAAGCUGGUCAAACCAAGCAGGGUGACUGGGGGAACAGUAUCAGCUCGAGUUCGGGAUCUCUUACCAGUUUUUGAUCAGCAAGGCUUCACCAAGUUCGCCCCACCAGCGUCAAGAUUGGUUAAGCCAAGAAACAAGUGA